Messenger RNA from Pleuronectes platessa (European plaice), 654 nucleotides. RefSeq names its product transcription factor 24. Bases 1 to 558 code for a protein of 185 amino acids. Lineage: Eukaryota; Metazoa; Chordata; Actinopteri; Pleuronectiformes; Pleuronectidae. Gene Ontology annotation, biological process: regulation of transcription by RNA polymerase II; developmental process. Gene Ontology annotation, molecular function: protein dimerization activity; DNA-binding transcription factor activity, RNA polymerase II-specific; RNA polymerase II transcription regulatory region sequence-specific DNA binding. The transcript has 2 exons. The record is from RefSeq and is a predicted model, not a curated record.
AUGGUGGGAAGACAGACGCUCCGAAUGGACAGCGGCACUUGCUCCGGGACGGUUGCGGACGAAAGCCCCGCGUCGAGUCCCAGCUCAAGCCCCAGUCCGGACGGUGGUCGCCGGGAGCUCCAGCGAGGCUGCAGCGGCGGAGGCGGAGGCGGCGGCGGCCUCGGCGGCCUCGGAGGCAGGGGUCGGCCGGCGGCGGCGAACGCGGCUCGGGAGAGGAGCCGCGUGCAGACGCUGAGGACCGCGUUCCUGGAGCUGCAGAGGACUUUGCCGUCGGUGCCGCCGGACACCAAGCUGUCCAAACUCGACGUGUUGAUACUAGCCACCACAUAUAUUGCCCAUUUGACUCGGACACUGCAGGAGGAAGGUGCGGAGGAGGGAGAGAGCAAAAAACAAACAGAGGCGUUACGCUCAUUGAAGGGUGAUGGCUACCUGCACCCAGUGAAGAAAUGGCCGAUGCGCUCCAGGUUGUACGUCGGGGCCUCCGGUCAGUUCCUGAACAACACACACUCCUCAGAGUCAGAGAAUCAAGGUCCAUCAUCGUCCACCUCCAAGAAAUAAAUCACUCUAUGGAGCAGUUUCACAAUUGCAUGAGUUGACGAUGUUUCGGGCCUCAUCACGUGUCCACUGACUGUAGAACAAUGAUCCUUCACCUGA